CUCGUCGUUCUGUCCGAGAGAGAGAGAGAUGAGAGCUGAGAAGAGUCGUACAUCUUCCUCGUUCUUCUCUCACUUCUGGUCCUCUGCACUCAGAGCGAAGACCCUAACUCCUUAUUCGGAAACCUCCGUCCGUACUAAUGACGGCGAAGGCCUCGUUCGCCGUCUCAGCCUCUUCGAUCUCGUUCUCAUCGGCAUUGGCGCUUCCAUCGGUGCCGGAAUCUUUGUCGUCACCGGUACCGUCGCUCGCGAUGCCGGUCCUGGUGUCACAAUUAGCUUCAUACUUGCAGGAGCGUCUUGUGUGCUCAAUGCACUCUGUUAUGCUGAACUAGCUUCUCGUUUUCCUGCUGUUGUUGGGGGAGCAUACUUAUAUACAUAUACAGCCUUCAAUGAGCUUACUGCUUUUCUUGUUUUUGCACAACUGAUGCUUGACUAUCACAUCGGUGCUGCUAGCAUAGCACGUAGCUUGGCAAGCUAUGUAGUCAAUAUAAUAGAGCUCAUUCCCUUCUUCAAGGAUAACAUACCAAGCUGGAUUGGUCACGGGGGUGAAGAAAUAUUUGGAGCUAUAUCUUUCAACAUAUUAGCUCCAAUUCUAUUAGCACUUCUGACAAUAAUUCUAUGUCGGGGUGUUGGAGAAUCAUCUCUACUAAAUUCAGUCAUGACUACAUUGAAGGUAGUCAUUGUUAUUUUUGUCAUUAUUGUUGGUGCUUUUGAGGUUGAUGUUUCAAAUUGGUCACCUUUUGCCCCAAAAGGUUUUAAGUCAAUAUUGACUGGAGCAACUGUGGUGUUUUUUGCAUAUGUUGGAUUUGAUGCAGUUGCUAAUUCAGCUGAAGAAUCUAAAAGACCACAGCGGGACUUACCAUUAGGCAUAAUGGGAAGCCUCCUUGUUUGUAUUGCCUUAUACAUUGGUGUGUGCUUAGUGAUUACUGGAAUGGUACCUUACCAAUUUCUUGGGGAAGAUGCUCCUUUGGCUGAAGCUUUCUCAGCCAAAGGCUUGAAAUAUGUAUCUGUGUUAAUCAGCAUUGGUGCUGUUGCUGGACUUACUACAACCCUUCUGGUUGGUCUUUACGUUCAGUCUCGGUUGUAUCUUGGGCUUGGAAGGGAUGGUUUACUACCCUCAAUAUUUGCUAAGGUACACCAGACACGCCACACUCCUGUUCAUUCACAGGUCUGGGUUGGUAUUGUUGCUUGCGUCUUGGCUGGGCUAUUCAAUGUUACUGUGCUCUCGCACAUUCUCUCAGUUGGCUCAUUGACUGGAUAUUCCAUUGUUUCAGCAUGUGUGGUAACCCUCCGCUUGAAGGAUAGAACUGCAAGUCAAGUUUCUACCAGAUGGAUGUCAAACUGGGGGGAAGGUGUUGUUUGCCUCAUCAUAAUUGCCUGUUGUGGUUUUGCUGCUGGACUCUUUUACCGUUUCAGCGCAUCGUAUAUUCUUCUGAUUGUUGCUGUAGUUAUUGCAAUCUUUGCUGCUGCCGCUCUUCAUUUCCGGCAAGUUUAUACAGAUCCACCAAGUUUUUCUUGUCCAGGGGUUCCAAUUGUGCCGGCUGUUUGCAUCUUCUUCAACAUGUUCCUUUUUGCUCAGUUACACUAUGAAGCCUGGGUGAGAUUUGUCGUCCUCAGCAUUGUUACAGUUGGUAUUUAUGCUUUUUAUGGGCAGUAUCAUGCAAAUCCUAUAAGUUCCAACGAGACAAUUGUCUACCAUAGGGCACCUGCAGAAGAAGCUGAAUAG
Messenger RNA from Ilex paraguariensis (yerba mate), 1723 nucleotides. The record is from the annotation of a GenBank genome assembly. NCBI's taxonomy places the organism in Eukaryota, Viridiplantae, Streptophyta, Magnoliopsida, Aquifoliales, Aquifoliaceae.